Aspergillus puulaauensis is the source of this 2328-nucleotide messenger RNA. Its product is annotated as extracellular serine-threonine rich protein. The record is from RefSeq and is a predicted model, not a curated record. NCBI's taxonomy places the organism in Eukaryota, Fungi, Ascomycota, Eurotiomycetes, Eurotiales, Aspergillaceae. The transcript has 3 exons. The coding region runs from base 1 to 2328 and encodes 775 amino acids.
AUGAGGACCACGUCUUUGGUGUCAGUCCUUCCCUUCCUGACCAUGGUUCAGGCCACUGGCUUGUGGUGGGGUAGUGAUGAGUGUUACACUGCACCUGACACCAUCAACAAUGAGUGUACAGAAGAACAGCAGGCGGGCUUCAAUUGGGACAGUCUCGACAUUGGUGACUUCUCCUCGUACGGUGGCUUGGACUUCUCUGGUUUCGCCUGCAGCAGCGGCUUUGGUGGGCUGCGCACCCGGACGUUCAACGAAAAAUGUAUCACCGGAAAGGUUGGCAAGGCAUCAGCGGAGAAGACUUCGUCGGGCCCGUCUUUCUCCUGCGGUCAAGGUCAAUCUGGGUUCUCGAUUGAUAAAUUCCAUCUCUUCACCUCUAUAGAGGCUGACGUGACCAUCUCCUUUGGCAUGCCCGACGGGUCUACCUGUAAUAAGGUCUCCAAGUGUUCAUCCGCUGGUACGGAGGUCACGAAUGACCAAUGUGGUGGUGCCAUCUCCGUCGGCUUCGAGUUGCCAGACCACAAUGAACACGACGACUGUGACCUCGGUAUUGGAAGCAUUGGCUUUCUCUGUGGUCCAGGCAAGCCUACCUUCACUCCUCCAGCUGGAACCCCGUCGGAUACUCCUACUCCAGGCCUUCCAUCGUCCACUCCGGAAGCGCCUACAGGCACUCCUAUUGUCUCCACCCCUGUUGUUUCCGUUCCUACCCCCACUGGUUCGAGCCCCGUCACGUCUACUCCAGUAAUCCCUCCUACCACGUCCUACCCUCCGGGCAGCAGCUCCGUGCCGUCUACAAUCUCGACUGUGUACAGCACCAGCGAGGUUACUAUCACGCAGUGUGCACCCACUGUGACGAACUGCCCUGCGGAGUCCACGCAAGUGACCACCUCGACGAUCUUUGUGUCCACCACUUGGUGCCCCGUGACACCCACGGAUACUCCCUCGAUCCCAUCCGGCCCCGGCGAGAGCACUGAAGUCCCUCCACCGGUGGAAACCGAGUCAUCAGAUACUCCGGCUCCAUCCACCCCUGUUGCAACCACCCCUGCUCCAACAGAAACGCCUGAUGUUCCUGGAGCCACCACCCCGGUUAUCCCAACCAGCGUCGACGCAGGCUCAUCUUCCGUUCCUCCAUCAGGAGACAUGACCACUACGAUAAUCACUUACUCGACCGAGACCUACUGCCCGAUCACCGACACCGUUACUUCUGGCGAGUCCACGUUUACCACGGUCACCAGUGGCUGGUCUACCACCACCCUGACCAUGACGACAACUGUCUGCGGUGGUUGCAGUGUAACGGAUAUUCCUGUUCCAAGCCCGACUGAUACUCCCGUUGCGCCGACUGAUACUCCUGUUGCGCCGACUGACACUCCUGUUGCGCCGACUGACACUCCUGGUGUCCCAACCGGGGUCAACCCCACGACAACUCCAGUGGCGCCAGUCACAACCCCAGGAGCCUCGUCUCCCCCUGACCAGACUGUCACUGAGGUUACCUACGAAACUGUCACUACCUGCCCUGUCACCGACACCAUCACCACUGGUGGCUCUACAGUUGUUACUACAUACACAACCACCUCUACGGCCAUUCUCACUUCGUCUUCAACUAUCUCUGUGCCAGCCGCUACCAACCCAACCUCAACCCCAGAGGCACCGGUCCCGACAACCUCUUGCCCUAACGUCGUCCCCAAGUGUAUCAACACCUGGCUCAAUCUUAUCCCCGACUGCAAGUCCAACAGCGACAUCACCUGCUUCUGUCCCUCGUCCGAUUUCACCGACAAGGUCAUCUCGUGUAUCCAAGCCUGGGGAGCCUCCAGCGACGAAGUUCAGUCGGCUCUGUCUUACAUGGCUGGUAUUUGUGCCAACUAUGUUCCUGAGAACCCGGGUAUUAUCACAAACGUCCCCUCGACAAUUACCCUUACGCCUCCGGCAGCACCAACCCCCACAGACGUGAGCCCUGAGCAGACCGAGAGCCCUGCACCUACUGCACCUCCCUGCACUACAAUCACCUACUCGACCUUCACCGUCACCGUUCCCCAGGUCUCCUUCUCUACUGGAACCGUCACGGAAACAGCUGGUGCUGAAGCUGGAGGCAGCACCGGUGUCAGCCCCGCUACCGUCGACCUUAUCCCGCAGGCUCCUGCAGACACAACUCCAACCGGUUCAAGUGGAACUGGCUCAACAGCCAUCCCCAACCCCUGGACAACCCUCAGCACAGGCACUCCUUCCCCAACUUCAAGCCCCUCCCCCUCUCAACCACUAUUCACAGGCGCUGCCUCUUCUUUCCGCGCGCCCAUGACCUGGCUAAUGGCCUUGGCUGUGCCAGUGCUAGCUCUCUAA